This is a messenger RNA of Salvia miltiorrhiza (redroot sage), 2685 nucleotides long. Its product is annotated as putative late blight resistance protein homolog R1A-10. The record is from RefSeq and is a predicted model, not a curated record. Lineage: Eukaryota; Viridiplantae; Streptophyta; Magnoliopsida; Lamiales; Lamiaceae. Gene Ontology annotation, biological process: defense response to other organism. The transcript has a single exon. Gene Ontology annotation, molecular function: ADP binding. The coding region runs from base 1 to 2685 and encodes 894 amino acids.
AUGGCAGCUUAUGCAGCUCUUGCUUCUCUCUUGAACAACAUUGAGCAGAUGAUGAGGCAUCCUACCCUUUCCACUUCUUUCGACAACAUUCAGAUCCAAUUUCUUGAGGAGAAGGCUGCUUUGUUGCUUGAUUUCAUUGAGACCUAUAACUAUGUUGGUGGAGUUAGCGAAGAAGUACAAGAUCUGGAAAGCCUAAUCGCAUCUGCAGCUCAUACAGCUGAAGAUAUGAUUGAAUCUCACAUCGUCAAUCAACUCCUUCCUCUUUCAGCUCAUGAUCGCGAAGCAGCUUUCAGUUUUUCUUUGUAUCUACAGAAAAAAAGGGCAAUUGAAGAGAAAAAUGAAGCUGCAGUUGGAGAUGUUGAUCAAUUUCAUGGUGAAUCUAACCUCAGCAACUUUGACUAUCUGCGGCAGAUAAUUGAAGACAUGGAUGCUAUCAUCCACAAGGCCAGUGAGUUGAAGGAGAAACAGAGAUUCAGAGAGGAGCAUUCAACGCCUCCUCUUACUCUUAGUCUUACUCGGACCAGAGAAGAAACUGCUGUGGUGGGAUUUGGUGAUGAGUUGAUUCAACUUCUUGACGAGCUCACCGGUCAUCGAUCCAAUCUGCAUAUCAUCUCAAUCGUGGGUAUGGGCGGCAUGGGUAAGACUACUCUUGCCAAACAUAUUUAUGCUAAUCAACUCAUCGUUGAACACUUUCAUAUUCGUGCUUGGGCUACCAUUUCUCAACAAUACGAUGCUAAACAAAUUCUUCAACAACUAGUUUCUAGCCUAGGAAAAUCCUCCGAUAAAAAUGUAGAUGGAUUAGGAGAACAAUUACAUAAAACUUUAUCUGGUAGGAGAUAUUUGAUCAUAUUAGACGACAUAUGGAGUGUUGAAGCUUGGGAUGAAGUAAGGUGUUUCUUUCCCGAUAAUGGCAGUGGAAGCCGGAUUCUUCUAACUACUAGGUUGUCAGAUGUGGCUAACGGUUGUGGAUCUUCUUGCUUUUCAAAGAAUCUUCUAGAUGGGAGUGAAAGUUGGGAAUUGUUCUGUAAGAAGGCAUUCCAAAAUGAAGAUUGUCCUAGUGAGCUUGAGGAAGUUGGGAGGGAGAUUGUCAGAUCAUGCAAAGGACUAGCAUUGUCCAUUGUUGUGAUUGGUGGGAGUCUUCUAAAGUCUCCUAGGACUGUAGGAUAUUGGAAGAGUGUUGCCAAAGAUAUAGAAUCAAGUCCCAACUCAAAAGAGAAAGAAGAAAGUUUAGAUGUGUUGUUUUCAAGUUACAACCACUUGCCUUCUUAUCUAAAGCCUUGCUUCCUUCAUAUUGGAGUUCUUAAGCAUAUAAAUUAUGAGAAGCUCAAUAUCUCGAGUAUCAUCCAACUUUGGGUUGCUGAGGGAAUUUUAAAAUCAAAUGGAGGCCGAGUUUUGGAAGACAUUGCAGAGGAUUACCUGAAGGAACUCAUGAACAGAAAUCUGAUAUUAGUUGAGAAGCGAAGUAGAAACAGGAAGAUGAAAAGUUGUGAUAUGCAUGAUCUUUUGAGAGACCUAUGCUUAAAAGUAGCAGAGCAUCAAGGGUUUUUUCAUGUGAUCCCUCGAGGCAGUGUACGAGGCAAAGAACGACGCCUUGUGUAUCACAAUGAUACCUCCAGACUUGCACGCUCUAUCAUGAACUGUAGAUUGCUGAAGGUGGAGUCUCAUAAACAUAGAUUGUUGAGAAUUUUGGAUGUAUACAGUAACAGGUCAGUUGAAGAAUUAUUAGGGUGUGUUAACUUGCGCUACCUUGCAUUUCUGAACUUUCAUAGAGCGUUGGAGCUUCCUAGUUCAUUAUCCUUGGUAUGGAAUUUGCAUGCUUUAAUCUUCGACUGUAAUGCUCGAGUUGUUGCACCAAUUGAAAUUUGGAAGAUGCGACAGCUUAGGCAUUUCAGGUGUUAUGAAAUUUAUCUUCCUCAACCCGACGGACAAGAUGAGAUGUUUAUCUUGGAAAAUCUUCAUACACUUGGGAAUGCAGUGAAUUUGAGGUUGAGUGAGGAUGUGUGCAACAUCAUUCCCAACAUCAAGAUAUUGCAUCUUCGAUAUGAUCGUUUGUUGCAAGGAUGGGAUGAUAGUUUGAUGGAGUGUUUGUGCAAUCUUGAUCGCUUGCGUAAACUUGAAUCACUCAAACUGAGAGGGUGGUGGGGGCAUUAUAAGCUGAAUGAGGUACUCACAUUUCCCAAUUCACUAAACAAGUUGUUCUUGAGUGGUUUCAACUUUGAUUGGGAAGAUCUGACAAUGAUUGGUUCGUUGCCCCUACUCCAAGUUCUCGAGGUACGAGGUAACUGGGUCAUGGAGGGAAUGAGGACGUGGAGUCCUAUUGAUGGCCAAUUUCAACGCCUCAAGUUCUUGAAAAUUUAUGACUGUUUUCUGAGAUGUUGGAAUGCAGAUAGUUGUCAUUUCCCAAUUCUGGAGAAGCUUCUUCUUGUUGAUAUAUAUGAGUUGGAAGAGAUCCCAUGGGGUAUUGGUGAGAUACCUACACUCAAACUUAUUCAUCUGCAUCUCUGUCGUAACUCUGCCACGAUUUCAGCUUUGAAAAUAAAAGAGGAGCAGCUCCAGUAUCAGGAAAAUGAUGACGACCUUCAAAUCCAAAUUCAUGUCUCACCAUUUGGACUGGAGAGGUUCAUGGCAAUGGUGGAAACAGAGGGCUUGACACUCAAUAAUGUUCAAUUUAAUCAAUUUGGUUGA